AUGUUGACUUGGGAUUCAGGACCAGUUGAGAUAACCCCAGCACCCAGUGGUACGCAUACAACUACCAAUGAAAUCAAUAUUAUCAUCAGUAACUCCACCACACCGUCGGGCUCUUCUACUACCAAGGCAAUAGCAACAGCAAUCGGAAAUAUUUUGAGCAUAAUUGGAGAUCCUCUUGGUCCUGGUGAUCAGAGUACCAUGAAGCCGACUAGGAUUUCGCAGAGUGCAAGUGAAGGGGAGGUAUCCAACACCAUUAUUCAAUUUUCUAGUGUUACUGUCAAUGCCACCAGCACCUCUCCUCCUUCCUUCGCCUUCUCUUCCUCCUCCCCUUCCUCCUCCUCUUCCUCCUCCUCUUCUUCUUCACCCAAAUCUGGUGCAAACUCCCAUAUAGGAGUCAUAGUCAGUGGUGCUGUUGGUGGUGGAGUAGCACUAGCCAUUGCUACUACUAUUCUGGUGUUGGUUGGGAUAUGGUGGAAACGGUAUCAACUGAAAGAGAUGUUUCUGAAAUUGGAGGCUAAACCUGGAACACUGGUGCAAACUGCUGAUUGUGCAGGUACUGGGGAGGGCGUUCCAGGUGCAGGAGGUGAAAUAGAAAUAGAAAGUGGGAUGCAUGAAGAAUUUGCUGCAGUUGGGACAAAUGGUGGUGGUGGUAGUCCCCGUCGUCAUGCAAGAUUCGGAGUAGCCACUCCAUAUUUAUUGAAGUAUCACCUAGGACGUUUAGCUCCGAUAUUGUCACCACCUAGGACUUUGACAGCACAACAAAUGGCACUGGAAGUAUUUGUCGAUGGGGGAGAAAGAGGAGGAGGAGAAGAGUUUGAUAAUAUUGUGGUUCCUGUUGCUACACAUGCUGCAGGUCAUGGCGUCCCCACUGUAGGGUCAAGAGCAGGUGAUUUAGAUAGGAGGUAUAGUAGGAAUGUGUUCAUACAUUGGGACAGGGGAAGCGUUAACAUUAACGCGGACAUGCCACAAGGAGAACAAGUUCCAGAGGAGGUUCCGCCAACAUAUGAGAGUUUGAUGUCCAGUUUGAUAUCUGGUUUGAUGCCUGUCAGAGUCCGGAGUAGGAGCAGUGAGCAUAACAGACGGGGACGGAAGUAG
Messenger RNA from Lentinula edodes (shiitake mushroom), 1095 nucleotides. RefSeq lists its product as uncharacterized. NCBI's taxonomy places the organism in Eukaryota, Fungi, Basidiomycota, Agaricomycetes, Agaricales, Omphalotaceae. The transcript has a single exon. The record is from RefSeq and is a predicted model, not a curated record. Bases 1 to 1095 code for a protein of 364 amino acids.